GCGCACCAAAGGCUGUGUGUGGUGUGGUGUGGUUGGUUGUUUGACCCAAAAUUCUGAGGCAUUUGCACCUUCUGGCAGUCUGUCCGAGUUCAGAGAGUCACUGGCAGCACCGCAUUUUUGGUCUUUCUUCUAUUUUCUUAAGAGCGCGAGAGAGAUACACAAAUUAAUAAACUAAUACCAUGGAAGAUCAACAAGCAAAGAUAUAUUCUUGUUAAUCCCAUUUACAAAGUCUCAGAAACGACGAUGCCUCCUCCUCGAGCCAUCUCCGUUCUGCUUCAGCCCCGAUCCCUCCUCCUCUUCACCGUCCUCACUAUUUUCCUUAUCUUCGUUUUCACUUCCACCCAUCAAAAGGAGGAAGAGAAAGUAGAAGAAGCACCUGAAAUAACCCAUAGAGUAUACCUGGAUAUUGAUAUUGAGGAACAGCGCUUAGGUAGAAUUGUGAUUGGAUUGUAUGGUCAGGUCGUUCCAAAAACUGUUGAAAAUUUCAGGGCAUUGUGCACAGGAGAAAAAGGUAAAGGUGUUAAGGGAAAACUACUCCACUACAAGGGGACGCCAUUUCAUCGUAUUGUAUCUGGGUUUAUGAUUCAAGGUGGAGAUAUCAUUCACGGUGAUGGGAAGGGAUAUGAAUCCAUAUAUGGUGGCACCUUUGCUGACGAGAAUUUCAAAGUGAAACAUUCACAUGCAGGUACUGUUUCUAUGGUGAAUACAGGACCUGACUCCAAUGGCUCGCAGUUCUUUAUCACCACAAUCAAGGCUAGUUGGUUGGAUGGGGAGCACGUCGUCUUCGGCAAGGUUAUCCAGGGCAUGGACAUGGUGUAUGCAAUUGAAGGAGGGGCUGGUACCUACAGCGGAAAACCCAGAAAGAAGGUUGUUAUUGCUGACUCAGGAGAGAUCCCCAAAGACAAGUGGGAUGAGGAAAGAUGACACUCUUUACCAAAGGUUUUGAAGUUGAGUUUACUAGAUUGGUUUUUAGAUGACUGAUACUCAUUUCUUCCCCUUGACCAAGUUCCCUCAGCUUGGGCUUAUCAAUGGAAAUAUUAGUCUCUUUUUGUAAUUGGCAACAGUUGGUAAUACAUACACGCUUGCUGUAGAAAAACAUAGUAGGAAACACCUCUUUUUUUCGUUCUUCUCCAUCUCUUCAGGCUUGUAUAUUCGAGUUUUGACUUUCUGUACGAGUACAAUCAGCUGCUUGCCAUAUUGACCACCUUUUUUCUUGUUGCG
Messenger RNA from Fragaria vesca subsp. vesca, 1221 nucleotides. RefSeq names its product peptidyl-prolyl cis-trans isomerase CYP19-4-like. The record is from RefSeq and is a predicted model, not a curated record. Bases 244 to 924 code for a protein of 226 amino acids. Gene Ontology annotation, molecular function: peptidyl-prolyl cis-trans isomerase activity. Gene Ontology annotation, biological process: protein folding; protein peptidyl-prolyl isomerization. The transcript has 7 exons. Lineage: Eukaryota; Viridiplantae; Streptophyta; Magnoliopsida; Rosales; Rosaceae. Gene Ontology annotation, cellular component: intracellular membrane-bounded organelle.